ACUAAAUUUACGUGCAAAUAACAAGAAGGUUUAUUUUUCGAGAUGAUUUGAAAAGUGAGGUUAAUUUGAAAAUUGAUUAUUUUUCGUUUCAAAUUGUUUCCGCUUUUAUUCAGUGAUCAAUCUGAGCCAGCCAUCUUUGGUUUAUUCAUGUAAACAUAUUAUUGACUGAGAAGCGGUGUAAAAUAAAGAGUCAAGCAUGAAACACCAUUGAGAUUCAUUAUCAACAACAGUUUGUUUAUAACGCUUGUUUACUCAUUAUUUAAACAUUGUAUGGUUCAAAAACCUACCUGUUAAUUGUGAUAUACCUAAGUGGGAAAAUAUUAAUCAGUAACCUGUACAAUCCGUUAUAACCAAAAUGUCUCCAAGUUAACUGUGUGUUGCAUCAGAUGAACCCUAUCACUGUAGCUUUUAAUUCACCUGAAAAUUGUGACUAAACCUUUUCCCACUUUAUUGCCAUCUUACCAAUCAUCAAAUUGUGAACCUCUUAAAUUAUUUAUCUCCUAUUGAUUGUAAAUAUUCAAUAAAUGAGUGGCUGUUGAAUUUGAUUUGCCUUUGCACCAUUGUAGGUUCAAUCCCACUCGCUUUACCUGUUUAUCCUCCAUCUUCGUAAUGGUUAACUCUGUGUGUGUUUUUUCUGUCUUUAAUUCCUCUUGACCAUUUAACCAUCACGAUCAACAAUUAAUUUCACCACCUCUGACGGUCUAAUCAUUGGGCGAAAACGUAAAACAUCAUAUUAGACUAAAGUUGACUUGAAUAGCCGCCUAUCUAUUGACUAGCAAUACUCUGCUUCCAAUUUUGCUCAUAAGGAUUUUGACCAAAUCUUAAUUUCUACCGCCAAUUGUCACUAUUAAACAUAUCAAAUAUCUUGUCCAUUGAUUUCCCAUUAACUGGACAUUCAGCCUGAGCUUCCAUCGGUAAAAGCUGAAAGUAUUGGAGUUAUUAAAUUACAAUUACAAUCAUGUUGACUGAUGGAAGAGAAAAAUUAAGUAAAAGUGAAAAAACUCAUCGAGCUCUUUUGAGAGUUGGACAAUCAAUUAAUCAAUCUAUUGAACGAUUUGCUGCGGUUGGUGAAGCGAUUGGAGAUGAUAAUCCAGAAAUUAAAAUUGAUAUGGUUGAUGCUUGUAAAGAAUCAAGAACUGCAGCCUGUAUAUUUGAACAAUUGUGUGAUUUAACUGCUGAUUCUGGUGCUUAUAAUUCACGUUGCUAUUCUGAUCAAAGAGGCCUUUUUCGUGGAGCUAGAAAUUUGCUUUCAUCUGUUACAAGAGUGUUACUUAUUGCCGAUUCUGUCGUGGUUAAUCAACUUUUAGGACCCAAAGAUAGGAUUUCAAUAAGUCUGAAUCGUCUGGAAAAUGUUGCCAAUUUCACCGAGUUUGUUAAAGCUUACAGUCAAUUUGGAUAUGAGAUGGUUGAGCUUGCCCAUCUUAUUUCUGAUCGCUCAAAUAACUUGAAAGAUGAAAGGAGAAGAGCAGAAAUGGGUUCAGCUCGUCGUUUUCUUGAAAGGUCAACAAUUCUUCUUUUAACUUCAUCUAAAGCUUGUCUUCGACAUCCAGACUGUGAAAGUGUCAAGGAUAAUCGUGAUACAGUUUUCAACGAGAUCCGAAGAGCCAUUGAUUAUAUUCAUAAUAUAGUUAAAGAUGGCGUUUUACCAACUCUUAUCCAUAAUUCAUUUGAUUCCUCUGGACAUUCAAGGCGAUCCCAUUUUAGAUUUCAUGUUUCACGUUACUCAUCAUCACAUUCAUCACCAUUAUCUCCAUCAAGUGGUCCAGUUGACAAUAUUAAUCCUCUUCCAACAACUUUUAAUGCAAUUAAGCGUUUUGAGGAAUUGGUUGAAAUGAGUCGGGUUACCAUGUGUAAGGGUGUUUAUCGUGAAAGAUUAUUAUGUGCCUUCGACUACUUUGUCGAGUUGACUCAACAUUUUACGGAUUCAGCUUAUACACGCCAUGAUAAUCGAGAAAAAAUAUUGCUUCUCUGUGAUAAAAUUAAAAUUGAACUGAAUCAAUUGAUGAGAUUGGGAGUUAUCCUUGAUGAAGCUGGAUCAACAAAUCCAACCGAAGACUUGGAAGAAUCCAUUAUGCAGACAAUUAAAGCUGUUAAUGAUGUUAAAUUUCAGCUACGAAGAACUGCCUUGGACCAAGCUGAUGAAUUAUUCAAGUUAACUGACGAAUUAAGUUUUAUCAACCAACUUAGAAAUCAUUCAUUAUCUGGUGAUACUGAACGACUUCAUGAUUAUUUCAAGCUUUACACUGAACUUUGUGAUCAUUUGAAUGAGGUUUGCCGUCUACUUCAUAAUGUAUCAACAUCGGAAACAUUGUUAAUCUAUUCCAAGGCAACAGAGAAUCACAUCAAUAUUUUCAGUGCUCAAAUUUUAAAUGCCUGUUUAACCCUAUCAGCUCAUCCAAACAGCCGAAUUGCUAAAGAUAAUCUGGAAGUUUUUCUCGACUUUUGGAUUUCUUUAUACAGUGAUGUUCACCAAUACAGUAAAGAUAUUAGAGAUCUAGCAAAUGGAUUUGGAUCUAUGAACCAUUAUGACUCUGGAAUGGCUAAUAAGGGGAAAUCCAGUAGCAACAAUCAAUUACCACGUCCAUCUCCAUCACCUAAAGCAAUUACAUCCCAGUCAUAUCCAACUCAACAGCAACAACAACAGCAACAGUCGCAACAACAAUUACAGCAGCAACACCAGCAUCAGCAGCAGCAGCAACAACAACAACAACAGCAGCAGCAGCAGCAGUUACAGCAUUCGCAUUCUCAUCAACAGCAAUCUCAGUCUAACAAUGAGUUAGGAUCAAUGACUGCUGCAACUGCAGGUAAACCAAAAGUUGCGUCUGAUGAUAAAAUAUUGAUAAACUCGAAAGAGUUGAAAGUAAUUUCUAAUGGCAAUGAAAUUGAUCCAGAAAAAUGGACUGCUCCAGAGGAUAAUGAUGUUGUUCGUAGAGCUAAAGCAAUGGUUCAAAUGGCUAUUUCUAUGUACCAAUUUACUCAUGGGGAGGGUGAAUUAAAGACAACUCAAGAUUUAUUUACUCAAGCAGAGUUUAUUGCUGAAGAAGCAAACAAAUUUUAUAAAUUAGUUCGACAUUUUACUUAUCAGGUACCAAGUGGAUUAGCUAAGACAGAUUUACUCGAUCAAUUGGAUAAAGUUCCAACAUUUGUCCAGCAACUGCAAUUUACAGUCAAACAGCCAACAGUUGGAAAAGCAGCGACCUUUACAAAAGUUGACAACGUAAUUAAAGAAGCCAAGAACUUAAUGAUUUACGUUUGUUUAUCGGUUAAUUCUGCAUUAGGAUGUGCGUCAAAAUAUAAUCUUGACAUGGGUGCUGCCAGGACAAGAUCCAGAACUCUAUCUCCUUCAGGACGCUAUGGAGAGGAUGAUGGAGGUUAUGAAGGCUUAUCAUCUGGAAUGGGAUCCAAAGGGGGAACGGCGUCUUCCGACCCGAACAUUUGACAAUUAGGGAUGGCCUCUAGAAGGGCCAAACCAACACCGUCUGGUGAAUCAAGAAGAACAAGGGUUUCGUUUUUACUCUUUUAGGGUCAAAAUCUUAAGGCGACUUAUAAUCUUAAUUUAUUUAUGUUUAAUGCACAUUUUUGAAUUAAUUUGAAUAGUCUCCCUAUCCAAACCAAAACUAGUCGAUUAUAUUAUUUUAAGGUUAUUUCUGUUUCCAUUUUUAAACAGCCAAUUUAAUUUUCUAAUUCAGUUUAAUUUAUAUUCUUUUAAUGAUCAGCUUAACUCAACUACAAUUGUCACAGAAACUCAUGUUUAGCUCUAUCUGUUCUAUCUGUUAUUUAGUUUAGAUAUCAAAACCACUUUAUGGACGUAUAACUUAUCUUAUUUUUCAUAUCAAUGGUGUUCAAAUGUGCACAAUAAGUUUUACCGACAAUCAUGUGUUUACAGCCGAUUUAAACUGACCAACAUAUCAAUUUUCAUUAUCACUGCCGUUGAUAAUUAGUUAUAACUGGAGUUAGCUACUGCCUUUAAUUCAUAUCGACAAUUGUAUUCAAAUUAAGUUGCUUGAAUCUUAAACAAAUGCACUUUUUCAAUUGUUUAAA
Tetranychus urticae (two-spotted spider mite) is the source of this 4041-nucleotide messenger RNA. Its product is annotated as alpha-catulin. Gene Ontology annotation, biological process: cell adhesion; Rho protein signal transduction. Lineage: Eukaryota; Metazoa; Arthropoda; Arachnida; Trombidiformes; Tetranychidae. Gene Ontology annotation, molecular function: actin filament binding; cadherin binding. The record is from RefSeq and is a predicted model, not a curated record.